Messenger RNA from Cutaneotrichosporon oleaginosum, 2003 nucleotides. RefSeq lists its product as uncharacterized. Lineage: Eukaryota; Fungi; Basidiomycota; Tremellomycetes; Trichosporonales; Trichosporonaceae. The record is from RefSeq and is a predicted model, not a curated record.
CCCAUUUCACCAUCUCUCUCCAUCACCAUCGCCAUCACCAUCACCAUCACCAUCACCAUCUACCCAUCACACGCAAUGAGGGAGCCAAUAUACUGACACAGCCUAUUUGUUGCUCCUCCCCAUCACCUCGCACUUGGCAUCACCAAACGCUCAGCUCACGAGCUCGCCCAUACCCCCAAGCUCACGCGACAUCUUCUCUCUUCUCCUCCCGCAGACCCGACAUCAUCUCCUCAUCCCGAAGCCCCACUGGCAUCACGCGACCACCGCGCCGCCGCCCUCUCCCAUCGCCCCUCGCUUCCUCCUCUCAUUCCUCGUUAACCACCUCCCCUCUCUUCAGCUUUUCUCCCUUAUCCUCUCCUCGCCAUAAUCUCUCCUACUCCCCGACCCUUCCCCUGCCCGCCCGCCAUGCCCUCCUCAACUGCCGUCACGUCGAAGACGCGCAAGAAAUGGUCCCUCGCCUCUCUCUGCAUCGGCGAGGUCCCAGAGGAGCACGCCGCACGCCUCUAUCCUCCAGCCCGCAUCCUCGAGACCAAGCCUUACUCUCCUCCUAUCCCCAUCACCAAGACGCUCUCACCCGUCACACCCAAAAUCCCGGUCAGAUGCCGCACAAUUCGCUUCGCCGAUCCUCUCCCCGUUCCGCGCACCACCAUGGGCAAGCCGCACCUCGCCGUCCUCACGCGCAUCGCCUUCUUCUGCGACUCACAGAACCUGCGCAAGCUCCGCCGCGUGAAUCGCGAGAUGCGCGGCAUUGCCGAGUCCAUCCUUCUUCGCCAUGUGGCCGUGCAGCGCGGUGGGGUUCGCGUCCUUCCCCCGCCAGGAGGUACGAGAUGCUGGGCCGCCCUCGUCGAAGACGCAUCGCUGCUCGAUCCCACCAAACCCAAGCCGAAGGAGAAGGCGCCGCUUGCUGUCCAGGCCGCCGCUGAGUCGUCAGCGGAGGGCGCGGCCUCGAUAUGGCUGCCGCGCCGCCAAAGUCAGGAGGACGACGAAGACGAAGACGCGCCCUGGCCUGACUCCGACACCGAUGCCGAGUCGGAGGCCGAGUCCGUGUGCUCUAAUGAACCGUCCUCUUACUCCUCGGCAGUUGCCGCCGCGUGCACCGGCAUACACCUUCCCCCAGCGGCCAACGUGACAUUCAUCCUUCCUGGCCGUUCACGCCUGUUACGGAGGUGUCGAGUCGUCGACAUUUAUCCCGAGGCAGACGCUGCCAUCCUCCGCCGCAUGCUUAGCGCGCCUCCGCCUAUCACGCGUGCUUACCCCGGUGCAAGCGGGACGCUGAACAGCGACACGGUUGUUGUCUUCUCCCGCGCUGGGGUGGGCUUGCCUCCGGCCUUCCCUCGGCCACCACUGACCACAUCCGCCGCUCGGAAUGUGAUCACUCAUCUUCUCGACGCAGACGGCACAGAAUCGCUGCAGGGCCUCUCAUGCGGAACGGAAAACACCGUCGUGAUCAUCAGCCCCGCGGCGCCCGAGGACAAGACGGAGGACCUUGCUGAUGCGGCCGACGAGGAGGCUGAGGUUGCCACACUGGUCGAUCGCAAUCGCUCCCUCAGCCCGGCGAUCGCCGCACCCCCUAGCCCCGAGCAGGCUGCCCGGCGCCCCAGCCUGCUCGAGGAGGACGGUGACCCACAUCGCCUUUUGGAGAGUCUCGCGGCGCACAUUGCCCGACUUCUUCCCAAAUCAGGGAGCGCAUGGACGAUCGUAGGCGCAGAAAGCUGGCCCGCCGACUGCGCAGACGACGGGAGCGAGCGCAAGUGUGGGCCUGAAGACGUCAGAGAUAUGAAGGACGCACUGCGCUCCCUCGUGUCCCGCAAGUUUGCUCAGUGGGCCGACAAGAGUAGCGGCGACCGCCUCCGUUUCGUCUCCCGUGCCCAGUGGGCGCGCGAAGUUGGCAGCGAGAUGUACACGCUCGCGAGUGAGUUGUAAAUAUGACCUUGAUUUUGUACAGUAUUUUGUACACCCGGUUGUUGUUUAGUUUUUAUCAUGUUAAUACGUCGUUCUUCCUG